Molecule: messenger RNA, 825 nt
Organism: Notodromas monacha
Lineage: Eukaryota; Metazoa; Arthropoda; Ostracoda; Podocopida; Cyprididae
Source: the annotation of a GenBank genome assembly
AUGUACCUUGCUGUCUCCUUACCAACAGUGCUUGCAGCUUUCAUCAAUUGUUACAAUGUCAAAUUGGCUACAAGAGUGCAAACCUUCUUCACUGGGGCAAAGUUGCUGGCAAUCGUUAUUAUCGUGAUUGGGGGGAUUUACAAAAUUGCUGAGGGGCAUGGCGAGAAUCUCAUACCAGAUUUUGAAAAGACUGGUGACAUUGGGAACUUAGCCAGUGCCUUUUACAGUGGCCUUUGGGCAUAUGAUGGAUGGAACAACAUGAAUUUUGUGACUGAAGAAAUUGAGAACCCACAUGUAAAUUUCAUUUCCAGAAAUUUGCCAAGGGCCAUAAUGAUUGCACUUCCUCUGGUCACCCUGUGUUACACCUUGGUGAAUAUCGCAUAUUUGAGUGUUAUGACUCCAGCUGAGAUCAUUGCAAGUAAAGCAGUGGCAGUGACAUUUGGUGAAAGAGUCUUGGGGAAGGCAGCCUUUAUUAUGCCUUUAGCUGUUGCGUUUUCAACAUUUGGAGCUGCCAAUGGAUCCGCAUUCACUAUUGGAAGGCUAGUUUUGAUGUCGUAUGCUGCAGCAAAAGAGGGUCACAUGGUUGAUGUGCUGGCCUAUGUGAAUGUCAAAAGCUUGUCUCCUUCUCCUGCAAUUGUUUUCAAUGCAAUUUUGGCUGUGACGAUGAUCAUGACUGGGGAUAUUAGGAAUUUGAUUGAUUUCGUCAGCUUUACAACAUGGAUUUUUUAUGGAUUAUCCAUGGUGUCACUCAUGAUCAUGCGAAGGACAAAGAAAGACACGAGGCGUCCUUACAAGGGGGAUGCGCAGCAAGUGCCCAACAAGUGA